AAGAUCAGGUUUGCCUAUGUUCGGGCCCCAGGCCUGGGAAAUGGGGUCAAAAGAAAGCUGGACGAGGCAGACAGAACAGAAACAAAGGUAGGGGAUUCUUGGGCAAGGGGGUUUCACUGGAGUUCAGUGCUGGUAUGGAUAGCUACUGAUCACCCAGGUUGGGGUGGGAAAGGGUGCCUCUACAGAGGAGAGCAUUUCCCUUAGAAGGGUGGAAGGUCGGCACCCUGAUGUCAUUUCUGCCCCUUCUACAGGCCACUUGCAGUCCUCAGAAGAGACCCAAAGGUCAUCCAACCCCUGAGUUGAAGAUGAAGACGAAGAGAUGCAGGGGAGAAUCCGUCAUCAACACAAGCCCAAAUGCUGGUCCCAAGCAGACCCCUGAGCCUCCGGGGAGCGUACAGGGCCGAGGCACUUUUCCCUGCAGAGAGUGUGAGAGGGUGUUUGACAAGAUCCAGAGUCGAAAUGCCCACAUGAGGCAGCACCGGCUUCAGGACCCCAUGGAACAAACUGUAAGGGCGGAGAGACCAGCAAAGGCCUUCCUGCUCCAAGAGGAGGAGAAGGAGGAGGAGGAAGGGGAGAUGGGGGCUGACAUGGGCCCCUUGCAGGGGUGAUUUGGGCCAUGAGCCGGGGCCAGGCAGCACGUCAUCGGGAUGAGGACCUCGGGCCGUCACCUCUCCCUUCAGCCUCCCUGAGGUGUUCAGGGCAUCCCUCUGCCUCCACCCCCACCCCCCUGCCCCCCCACUGACCAGCCCAGCUUGCAAACACAGCGGGCAUUGGCCAUCAACAGGCAGAGUGCCGCCAUCGUCGGACACUGUGACAUCCUUGCCAGCUGGUGCCAGAGGCUCCAUUCUCUUUAGGUCAAUAGUCUUUCCCCUUCUAUUCUCUGGAGCAGGGAGCCUUGUGUGGGGAAACAUGUUAGAUCUGAGUCCUCACCAAUCUUCGCCUCAAUUUUGGGGUUUCGUUACAUCUGUUAGAGAAGGCCGAGGUGUGGACACCCAGUGGGAAAAUACUUCUGGAUCUCCCAACAUGUCAGACUCCUCAUCAGGAGACCGUGCCCUCUGCAUUUAGCCACUAGUGUGGCAAUGACUUUGUACAUUCUUAAGUUUUUUUUGUACAAGUCAAUUUGUAAAUCUUAUUAAAUUAUGUUGUUAAGUAGCUAUCUUCUGGCUUCUCUGGCCUGUUCUCUGGCCUAAAGCCAACAAAGGCUUUAGGGCUCCUGCCACUCGCCAGCGCCGCAGAAAUGAGUGAGCUUAGUCUCCGCCCUGGAGGGGCCUGGUCCCCAUACAUUCCGGGAGCCGGCCCUUAGGUGCCCACUGCAGUGUGUGUCAGCGCCCAGUCCAUGCAGCGGGCACACAGCGACACAGGAGGGACCCAGGUGCUCCCCUCAGGGAGCUCACAUUUUAGGAGCAGGAGAGCAGCAGGAAUAAAUAAGCAAAGAGGUGGUUUUAGCUAUUGCUUUAGGCCAUAAGGACAGAAGAGUCAGCAGCGUAGUGACCAGCAGUCAGUACAUGACGGUGGUUCCACUGUGUCCGGGGUGAAGUCAGGGUCUCCCAGCAGCGGCCAGCUGAGCAUGCGGAUUGCAGCGGGGACGAGGAUCACCUCCUCCUGCCCCGAGGUUCAAACCAGAGGGCACAGGAAAGAGCACGUUCCUCCCUCCUUCGUCUUGUCCUUUUUAAGAGUGGGGAGAGCUUGUAACG
Messenger RNA from Manis pentadactyla (Chinese pangolin), 1694 nucleotides. Its product is annotated as zinc finger protein 541-like. Gene Ontology annotation, molecular function: transcription corepressor activity. NCBI's taxonomy places the organism in Eukaryota, Metazoa, Chordata, Mammalia, Pholidota, Manidae. The coding region runs from base 228 to 608 and encodes 126 amino acids. Gene Ontology annotation, cellular component: transcription regulator complex; histone deacetylase complex. The transcript is spliced from 2 exons. Gene Ontology annotation, biological process: regulation of transcription by RNA polymerase II; negative regulation of DNA-templated transcription. The record is from RefSeq and is a predicted model, not a curated record.